UCCUUAAACCCUAGUGAUAUCGCGUUCCAACUUCUCCCCAUUUCGUUAAACCCUACACCGACGCCCUGCUUUUGCUUUUACGUUCAAGAGAGAUAUGGGUGGUAGUGAUAGCGAAGUAGAGAAAACGGCACAAAAAGAGGAGAGAAAGAAGCUAAUGGCUAUAGCCCCUAUUGCUAAACCACUCGCUGGUAAAAAACUCAGCAAACGAACCUUCAAACUCGUUAGGCGAGCUACGGAACAUAAAUGCUUGAAGAGAGGAGUUAAAGAGGUAGUGAAAAGUAUUCGUCGCGGUCAUAAAGGAUUGUGUGUUAUUGCUGGAAACAUUUCUCCUAUCGAUGUCAUUACUCACGUUCCACUCCUAUGUGAGGAAGCUGAUAUACCAUAUAUUUAUGUUCCUUCAAAAGAAGAUCUUGCAAGUGCUGGAGCCACUAAGAGGCCAACUUGCUGCGUUUUGGUAUUGACAAAGCCUACUAAGGGGGAACUUGGGCAAGAAGAUCAAGAGAAACUGAAGGAAGAGUAUGAUCAAGUUGUAUCAGAAAUUCACGAAACCACCUCCUCCUUGUUUUGAUAAACAAAAUUAUGAUCUAUUGAUGGUUUCACUUAAUUGCCCUCUACUUA
This is a messenger RNA of Solanum tuberosum (potato), 618 nucleotides long. RefSeq names its product H/ACA ribonucleoprotein complex subunit 2-like protein. The record is from RefSeq and is a predicted model, not a curated record. NCBI's taxonomy places the organism in Eukaryota, Viridiplantae, Streptophyta, Magnoliopsida, Solanales, Solanaceae. Bases 95 to 568 code for a protein of 157 amino acids. Gene Ontology annotation, molecular function: RNA binding. The transcript is spliced from 4 exons. Gene Ontology annotation, cellular component: nucleolus.